Penaeus vannamei (Pacific white shrimp) is the source of this 1858-nucleotide messenger RNA. NCBI's taxonomy places the organism in Eukaryota, Metazoa, Arthropoda, Malacostraca, Decapoda, Penaeidae. The record is from RefSeq and is a predicted model, not a curated record.
AAGGAUAUUUGAAAGUUCGUCGCAAGCGCGUGUUGUGCGCAUGCGUGGUCGCCGAAGGUCCCGGAUGCCAGGUAUAUAAGGUUGCGCGGAGCCGGUCGAAGUCACAGUUCUAUUAUCACACUCUCAAGAUGAGGAACGUCGUCGCACUUCUCCUUGUAGGCGUGGUCGCCACCGGCGCCCAGGAAUCGUCCGUCGCUCUCGAAGGACCCGGGAACUUCGUGUGUCCUCACGAGUUCGGUUUCUACGCCCACGAACUCUCCUGCGACAAGUACUACUCGUGCGAGGCCGGCGUCCCUACCCUGAAGGUCUGCGGCAACGGCCUGGCCUUCGACAACAGCGACCCCGAGAACCUGAGAGAGAACUGCGACUACAGCCACAACGUCGACUGCGGUCUUCGCACCCAGCUCGAACCCCCCAUCUCCACCCCCCACUGCCCCAACCUGUACGGAAUCUUCGCUGACCCUGACGACUGCUCCGUCUUCUGGUCCUGCUGGGACGGUGAGGCCUCCCGCUACGCUUGCGCCCCCGGCCUGGCCUACGACAGGAAGUCCCGCGUCUGCAACUGGAUGGACAACAUUCCCGAGUGCAAGCAGCAGAGAGACGCCAUGCAGCAGGACUUCGUGUGCCCCGCCCCAGGAGAGCUCGUGGCCACCGGGUCCUUCAGCCGCCACCCUCACCCCGACGAUUGCCGCCAAUACUUCAUCUGCAUCGACGGCGUCGUCCGCGAGUACGGCUGCCCCAUCGGCACCGUGUUCCAGAUCGGAGACGCCGACGGGCUCGGGAAGUGCGAGGACCCCGAGUUCGUUCCCGGAUGCGAGGACUACUACGGCGAUCUCGACCUCGCUGCUAUUCGCGGAAGCCAGCUGCUCCUUGGGAACUUAGGCCUCCAGAAUGCCGGAAAUGCAGCCCGGUCCCGACGCCCUUCAGCAACAGCAGCAGGAGCAGCAGAAACCCCUGCUGAAACCCAAGCCUAAAGAGUCGUUGAGGAGUACUAUGGCGACCUCGACUUGAAGACUCUGCGUGGUCUCGGAUUGUAAAAUAGGAUCUAGCUUGUAAAAUUUUGCAACCUUUUAGACAGACAAACAAACAAAAAUCAACUUAGAGAUUUUAUAUAUGUAUAUAUAAUUAUAUAUAUAUAUAAAUAUAUAUAUAUAUAAUAUACAUAUAUAUAUAUAUAUAUAUAUAUAUAUAUAUAUAUAUAUAUACACAAUCAAAAGUUUCUCGAAGUUGAGCUUUAUGUCCCUCCCUCUUUCCCCACCAUUCCGUCUCCCCCCCCUCCCCAACGUUUUGUAGGAUAGCUAAUCGUUCAUCAAAACUCCCAUCUUUUCAGACUCGUCCUGAGUUGUUUUUUAUUAUACCCAUUGUACAUCGCGAAAAAAAUAUAAGGGUUUUUCCUACUAUGUACACGUUUAGGAAAACCUCAGGACACACUCAUUCAUUCUCAAAAAAUUAGCAAACCUACUUUUUCCCGUCUGGCUCCUAACAACACCUGGCCCCCCGCGCUAGUCAGGACUUAUAACACGCAGUUGUUUUUGUCAACACCAACUGAUAAGAAAACAAAUAUAUAAAUGCAUAGAGAGAAACAAUAGCCAAAAAUAGAUAGAGAAUAACCACAAUAAAUGAAUAGUUAGAGAAUAUACAAAAGAAACGGAAAAUAAUUAGUCACAAAAACAGAUCGGAAAUGUACCCAAAUUCAUCCAGUAUUAACUCCAAGGAAGCAGCUAUUCAGUGAAUUGCUGUUUCCUCAAAUUCCCAAGAGCCAACUCUCUCCCAGUGUCCCUGGCAGCGUGCCACUGUUGUAUAUUGUUAAGUUGAACAAUAGUUUUAGGUAUUUUGUAAAUAAAGAUACCCACUGAAA